GGGGGGAUCGUCUACUGGAUGGGCCGCGACCAGCGGGUGCAAGACAACUGGGCGCUGCUGCACGCAGCAGAGCUGGCAGAGGCCCACUCGCUCCCGCUCUCUGUCGUGUUUUGCCUCCCUCCGCCUGCCGCCGGCUCACCCUCCACGGGCCCGGGAUCGACGCUCCGCGAGUACGGCUUCAUGCUCAAGGGGCUGCGCGAGGUCUCCACGGAACUGGCGGCGCUCCGCGUGCCCUUCUGCCUGCUGCAUGGCGGCUCGCCUCCCGAGCUGCUCUCCCAGUUCUGCGCCCAGCACGAGGUCGCCGUGGUCGUGGCAGAUUACUCGCCCCUCCGCGAGCCGCGCGGCUGGAAGGAGGCGCUGAUCGCGGCGCGGCCGGCGACGCCGGUGCUCGAGGUUGACGCCCACAACGUGGUGCCCGUGUGGGUGGCGAGCGACAAACGGGAGGUCGGGGCGCGGACCAUCCGCAAGAAGAUCACCGAGAAGCUGCCUCAGUGGUUGGUCGACAUCCCGGCCCUGCCGCCGCGCGCCGCAGCCGACCCGCAGCCGCCGGCCGGCCUGGCGGCCGCGGCGGCGGCGAUGGACUGGGUGGCGCUGGAGGCUGGCCUGCAGCUCGAUCGCGCGGUUGCAGAGACUUCACCCACACAUCCUUCAGGCGCCGCCGCGGCGCUCGCCGCCGUCGACGCGUUUUGCGACGAGCGGCUCAAGCUGUUUGCCGACAAGCGCAACGACCCGAACAUCGCCGCGUGCUCGGAUCUGUCUCCGUACCUCCACUUUGGGCAGCUCUCCGCGCAGCGGAUGGCGCUAUGCGUCAAGCAGCACGCCAAGGCGCGGUCCGACAGCGUCGCCUCUUUCCUGGAGGAGUCGAUCGUUCGGCGCGAGCUCUCGGACAACUUCUGCCACUACGAGCCCGCCUAUGAUUCGCUCGACGGUGCAGCGGGCUGGGCGCGAGAGAGCCUUGAGCUGCACGCGUCGGACAAGCGCGAGCACGUGUACUCUCUCGAACAGCUGGAGGGGGCGCAGACGCACGAGGAUCUGUGGAACGCCGCGCAGCGGCAGCUCGCAGCGCGCGGCAAGAUGCACGGCUUCAUGCGCAUGUAUUGGGCAAAGAAGAUUCUCGAGUGGACCGCCUCGCCGGCCGAGGCGCUGCGCAUUGGCCUCUACCUCAACGACAAGUACUCGAUCGACGGGCGCGAUCCGAACGGCUACGUCGGCGUCGGCUGGUCCGUCAUGGGCGUGCACGACAUGGGAUGGGCGGAGCGCGCCGUCUUCGGUAAGAUCCGAUACAUGAACUACAACGGCUGCAAGCGCAAGUUCGACGUUAAGCAGUAUGUCGCAGAGUGGUCUGGCAAAAAGGCUGCUGCUGGCUCCACGUCGGCCGGCGCCAAGUCGGCGUCCGCCGGCAGGGCCAAGGCUGGCGGCAAGGCAAUGAAACAGACGACUCUCGGCGGCGGCAGCACGGCGGCGGCGGACGACGAGCCGAGGGCCAAGGCGCCGCCGCCGAAGAAGCCAAAGUUGGCCAUCCCGAUUUGA
Emiliania huxleyi CCMP1516 is the source of this 1530-nucleotide messenger RNA. RefSeq lists its product as hypothetical. The annotation marks the transcript as partial. Gene Ontology annotation, biological process: photoreactive repair. The transcript is spliced from 5 exons. Gene Ontology annotation, molecular function: deoxyribodipyrimidine photo-lyase activity. Lineage: Eukaryota; Haptophyta; Isochrysidales; Noelaerhabdaceae. The record is from RefSeq and is a predicted model, not a curated record.